AUGGCGACGGAAGGAUUCAUCACAUACAACGGCAACUGCCAUUGUGGCCGCUAUCGCUUCGAGAUUGACGCUCAGGAAAUCACCGGCGCCAUCACCUGCGACUGUGCCAUGUGUGCGAAGAAAGGCUAUCUCUGGAUAAUUCCCGAAAAAAGUGCCUUUCGUGUAAUACGAGACGACAACCGCCUGACCGAAUUUCAAUCUACGUCGCUGCGAGACAAGUUUUGCAAUUAUUGCGGCACUGGGCUCAUUGGCGAGCACACGAGGGGUCCGAUGUCUGGCAAAUUUGCUGUCAAUAUCCGGGCUAUUCAAAAUGUAAACCCUUUUAAGCUCGAAGACUUUGAUUCAUUGGCCAAGCUACACAUGUCCGAACCUCGAGGGCAGGAAACCGCUUCAUGCUACUGCGGCAAGGUCAGAGCUGAGCUUCUCUUUCCACUUUCUGAGCAGGAGAUGAAGGAAGACAACUGUAGCUCUUGCAUGAGAACUGCCUAUAUAGGCGUGUACCCUACACGGGAUCAAGUGCGAAUCCUCGGACGCAAAGACACCUUUGAGUACAUUCACGGAAAAAGGUACAGCGGCGUCUCUCAUUGCAAAGACUGUGGAGUUUACGUGUUUAAAAACAUUUACGGCCCGGACCCGAGCGUCUUUGACAAGCUCACACCAGAAAGACGCGCUGUUGUGCUGGAGAUUUAUCACAAGAAUAUGGCGCUUCAGCCUGUUAAUGCGAGAACCAUCGAGGGGCUAGAUUUAAAGUCGAUCAAAGUUGAGAGGUCGGACUCGGGAACGGACGGAUAUGUACUGGAUGAUUAG
This is a messenger RNA of Beauveria bassiana ARSEF 2860, 807 nucleotides long. Its product is annotated as glutathione-dependent formaldehyde-activating enzyme. The transcript has 4 exons. Lineage: Eukaryota; Fungi; Ascomycota; Sordariomycetes; Hypocreales; Cordycipitaceae. Gene Ontology annotation, molecular function: carbon-sulfur lyase activity. The coding region runs from base 1 to 807 and encodes 268 amino acids. The record is from RefSeq and is a predicted model, not a curated record.